Camelina sativa (false flax) is the source of this 1154-nucleotide messenger RNA. Its product is annotated as putative 57 kDa heat shock protein. Lineage: Eukaryota; Viridiplantae; Streptophyta; Magnoliopsida; Brassicales; Brassicaceae. The record is from RefSeq and is a predicted model, not a curated record.
UCCCAAAACCCUAAACGCCAGAAGAAGAACCCAAAGAGAGAGAGAGAUCUCAACCCCUAGUCUCACAAACCAAAUCUCAGAGAAAAGCUUCACUCAGCCGUUGAAUCAUGGUCAGCCCUGUCUCUCUCGUUCCUCAAUCUCCAGAUGGGUUCUACGCAAUCAACAACCCGUUUCUUGUAAGUGGUCCGAAAAGCUUCAUCGAGUUCAUGCCGCUGGAGAACGAUGACAUGUACCUUAGGUUCGAUAUGCCGGGAGUUCCAAACAACGGCAUCGAUGUCCUCCUUGACAAGCCGAACAGAGCCAUUUGUAUCUUGGGGAACGCUCCUAAAGAGCACAAGUACGACGCCACCGUCCGGUGUUACGACGGAACCACUCUUCGUCCCAAGCUUGCUAUCCAAGGUAUCAACUCCAAAAUCGUCUGCAAAUGCCAUGGUUUCUACUCCGGCUUCACCUCCCACAUGUCCGAUGGAGUUCUCCGACUUGUUCUCAAAAGGAUCCACUCCAAAACUCCACCUCCUCCUUGCAUCUCGUUUAUUGGUGGUCCUGACGGAGAAGAUUCCAAUGGCUAUGCCACGGCUCGUCACGUUAUUCCCGCAUCGGAUCCUAAUGACCCCAACUUCACUGGUCCGAUAUUGAUGCCACAUCCAUGUGUGGGUGAAGGAUCUCAGAUGCCUUACGAGUCUAAGGUGCUCCAAAACGGUGGUCUUUACGUGCGUGUUGACAUGCCGGGCGUGCCCAAAGAGAACUUCACCGUCUCAGUCGCGAAUGGGAGAGUGAAGGUGACUGGUGAAGCUCCUGCUCUUAGCCACGACACUGGUGGCCGUUUCUACUCUGGUGACGUGGCUGUGCUCUCCAAUCCUGCAGUGGACAUUCCCAUCCGUAAGAUCAAGACCAUUGCCAAGAGUGGUGUGAUCCGUUUGAUUAUCCCUCCCGUUUGAUGAUGAUUUCGUCAUGGAGCUUUGUGUUUUGGUCUCUGUUAAAUCUCGCUUUCUCUAGAGUGGAACCCUUUAUUCGGGAUAGUGUCUCGUUGUUUUAAGGAUUAUGCCAGUUUUAUGUUCUAGUACUUUGGAUAUGUCUCAACGACAAAACAUAUUUUGCCCUUUUGCCCUUUUAUCAUGAGUCUCUAUUGAAUUGCAAUUUCCAAAGGGUUUUAA